CACAUGAACGCACUGUUGAAUCGUUUUCGCCAUGUAAAGUCGCGAGCACGUUGAGAUCAUCGGAGGAGCCGUGCACACGAUCAGAAGUUCAGAAGUCUCUGCUUGAAUUCGUGGACGGUUGUCGCUCAAAGUGCGCUUGCAUGUCUGAACGGUCGUCACAUCGCCACACGGUACAAGCCAAGUGAAUUACCCUUGUCCUUCCCAGUUUGGUUUUUCUGGACGGACUCUCGUGCGUGAGAAACGGUGUGUGGAUAUUCGGGACAUCCGGGAACUUUCCGAGCGACCACCUGUCUCCGCUCGCUACCUGUUCCUCUAUUCGUAGGUUGCUGUGCCAAGACUCGUCUGGUUUCCCUCAUAAGUGAGAUAUUUCCGUGAAUAGAAAUUACUUUGCUGGUGUUGAAUUGGAAAAGGUUUUCCAUCUACAUUUUUUUCUACUGUGAGUGAGACGUUCUAAAAAAUCAACGAGAUGCCGAAGUCGCUCAAUGUACGUGUUACUACAAUGGACGCCGAGCUGGAGUUUGCUAUCCAGCAAACUACCACCGGCAAACAACUUUUCGAUCAAGUUGUUAAAACAAUUGGACUGCGUGAAGUGUGGUUCUUCGGCCUUCAAUAUACAGACUCGAAAGGGGAUCUUACAUGGAUUAAGCUUUACAAAAAGGUGAUGAAUCAAGAUGUGAAGAAAGAGAACCCCCUACAGUUUCGUUUUCGAGCGAAAUUUUACCCAGAAGAUGUAGUUGAAGAGCUUAUUCAAGACAUCACUCUACGACUGUUCUAUCUGCAAGUGAAGAAUGCAAUUCUGUCAGAUGAAAUCUACUGUCCACCCGAAACGUCGGUACUACUUGCGUCUUAUGCAGUGCAAGCUCGUCACGGAGACUACAACAAGAGCACACACACGCCCGGCUUCUUGCAAAACGAUCGAUUACUUCCUCAACGUGUUAUCGAUCAACAUAAGAUGUCAAAAGAAGAAUGGGAACAAUCGAUCAUGACUUGGUGGCAAGAACAUCGCGGCAUGUUGCGUGAGGAUGCAAUGAUGGAGUACUUAAAAAUCGCACAGGAUCUAGAAAUGUACGGUGUAAAUUACUUUGAAAUUCGUAAUAAGAAGGGAACCGAUCUAUGGUUGGGAGUGGAUGCUUUGGGGUUGAACAUUUAUGAGAAAGAUGAUAAGUUGACACCAAAAAUUGGUUUUCCAUGGUCGGAAAUUCGCAACAUCUCAUUCUCCGAUAAACGAUUUAUUAUCAAACCAAUUGAUAAGAAGGCACCCGAUUUCGUCUUCUUCGCUCCUCGUGUAAGGAUCAAUAAGCGUAUUCUAGCUUUGUGCAUGGGAAAUCACGAAUUGUAUAUGCGACGACGAAAACCAGAUACCAUAGAUGUUCAACAAAUGAAGGCUCAAGCCAGAGAAGAGAAGAAUGCUAAACAACAAGAAAGGGAGAAACUCCAAAUGGCAUUGGCUGCACGAGAAAGAGCCGAGAAGAAGCAACAAGAAUAUGAAGAUAGAUUGAAGGCCAUGCAGGAAGAAAUGGAAAGAUCGCAAGCUAGUCUUUUGGAAGCACAAGAAACAAUUCGCCGUCUCGAAGAACAACUUCGUGCUCUACAACAAUCGAAGGAAGAACUUGAGCAAAGCCAGAAGGAAUUGCAAGCUAUGUUGCAAAGACUUGAAGAAGCCAAGCAUAUGGAGGCCACCGAACGUGCUAAACUCGAAGAAGAAAUUCAGGCCAAACAACAAGAAGUCAUGCGUAUUCAAGAAGAAGUUGAGUCUAAGGACCAAGAAGCCAGACGGCUACAAGCUGAAGUUGAAGAAGCAAGACUCAAGCAGAGCGAAGCUGCUGCUGCUCUUUUGGCUGCUACAACCACUCCACAACAUCACCACGUCGCCGAAGACGAACACGACGAAGAACUCACAAAUGGUGAUUCUGGCGAGGACAUUUCACGUGAUUUAGUAACUGAUGAACAUAUUAAAGAUCCUGUUGAAGAUCGUUUGACAUUGGCUGAACGAAAUGAACGACUCCACGAUCAAUUGAAGGCAUUGAAACAAGAUCUAGCCCAAUCAAGAGAUGAAACAAAAGAAACCGCUAACGAUAAAAUCCAUCGCGAGAAUGUACGUCAAGGACGCGACAAAUACAAGACUCUUCGAGAAAUCCGGAAGGGCAACACCAAACGUCGUGUGGAUCAAUUUGAAAAUAUGUAA
Molecule: messenger RNA, 2185 nt
Organism: Hermetia illucens (black soldier fly)
Lineage: Eukaryota; Metazoa; Arthropoda; Insecta; Diptera; Stratiomyidae
Gene: Moe
Product: moesin/ezrin/radixin homolog 1
Exons: 8
Coding region: 467-2185 (572 amino acids)
Biological process (GO): positive regulation of protein localization to early endosome; regulation of organelle assembly; positive regulation of early endosome to late endosome transport
Cellular component (GO): cytoskeleton; adherens junction; plasma membrane
Molecular function (GO): cell adhesion molecule binding; actin binding
Source: RefSeq, a predicted model, not a curated record